Messenger RNA from Lemur catta (Ring-tailed lemur), 3950 nucleotides. RefSeq names its product paired related homeobox 1 (gene PRRX1). The coding region runs from base 1 to 738 and encodes 245 amino acids. Lineage: Eukaryota; Metazoa; Chordata; Mammalia; Primates; Lemuridae. Gene Ontology annotation, biological process: regulation of DNA-templated transcription. The record is from RefSeq and is a predicted model, not a curated record. Gene Ontology annotation, molecular function: DNA binding; DNA-binding transcription factor activity, RNA polymerase II-specific. The transcript is spliced from 4 exons.
AUGACCUCCAGCUACGGGCACGUUCUGGAGCGGCAACCGGCGCUGGGCGGCCGCUUGGACAGUCCCGGCAACCUCGACACCCUGCAGGCGAAAAAGAACUUCUCCGUCAGUCACCUGCUAGACCUGGAGGAAGCCGGGGACAUGGUGGCGGCACAGGCGGACGAGAGCGUGGGCGAAGCGGGCCGGAGCCUGCUGGAGUCGCCGGGACUCACCAGCGGCAGUGACACCCCCCAGCAGGACAAUGAUCAGCUGAACUCAGAGGAAAAGAAGAAGAGAAAGCAGCGGAGGAACAGGACAACCUUCAACAGCAGCCAGCUGCAGGCUUUGGAGCGCGUCUUUGAGAGGACACACUACCCCGAUGCUUUUGUGCGAGAAGACCUCGCCCGCCGGGUGAACCUCACCGAGGCCAGAGUGCAGGUGUGGUUUCAGAACCGAAGAGCCAAGUUCCGUAGGAAUGAGAGAGCCAUGCUGGCCAAUAAAAACGCUUCCCUCCUCAAAUCCUACUCAGGAGACGUGACUGCUGUGGAGCAGCCCAUCGUACCUCGUCCUGCUCCAAGACCCACCGAUUAUCUCUCCUGGGGGACAGCCUCUCCGUACAGCGCCAUGGCUACUUAUUCUGCCACAUGUGCCAACAAUAGCCCUGCACAGGGCAUCAACAUGGCCAACAGCAUUGCCAACCUGAGACUGAAAGCCAAGGAAUAUAGUUUACAGAGGAACCAGGUGCCAACAGUCAACUGAGGAAAAAAGUUAUUAAACAGGCCUAAGAAGAAAGCAAAAACCAUAAGACACCUAUCCUGCUCUGUCAUUUCUUCAUCCGCUGGGAGGUGGGGGGAAAGAAAGUAAAAAGCAAACAAAAACAAAAUCCAGAACUAAAAUAUUGGGACCAUGGCAGAGAAAAGCAGGAGAGGAGCAAAUUGAAAAUUAGUUAACAGAUGUUCCUCCUCCCUCUGGGAUACCACCACCACUUGUUUCUGUGUGUGUUUAUUUUGUUUUUCUUUCUAUUCAUGCUUUGCUUACUAUACUCCAAGCUUCUUCAGCUAGGUUCAGCCCACCCACCCCCAUGAUUGUAUGAGGUUUUUAAAAAAACUACAGCAGCCAAAGAAACUAUAUUUUAUAUAUUAUAUAUAUAUGUAUCUCCAGAAUGAUUUCCCCUAGUCUCCUUCUUGACCUGUUUAAACCUCAGUGCCUUAUCCUGUCCUUGUUCCAGUUCUCUCUAUAGAAGCUCUAGGAGCUUUUGAAAAGCCAAAGUCUUUCUGAAGAAUCCGUGCUGGCCAGACAAAAUUCCCUUUCUCAUUGUCUCCAUCUCUGUUGGUCAUGGUAAGGUUUUUCAUCAGCUACUGGAAAAAAAAAAUUGUGUACAACAUCUGGUCACUGGCCUGUCUGAUCCAAUGUAAUUGGCUGUGUCUGGCUAAUUCUAAGCUCUAAGCUCAAGAUCUAAGCUCUAGAUUUAAGCUCUAAGCUAUAGAUUAUACUACCAUCAGCACCACCACCCCUGACCCCACCCAAACAAUCUUAAGAUAUUUGUUGUCUUUGAGUGAUUUGCUGUCACAGGCUAUUUGGUAGAAGAAAUAUUUCAUUUGAGAGAGGGGAGAGAAAUUUCUCUAGAAACACAAAGACUGAGUUGUAAAAGACAUGCCUACAUCUCUCUGGUGCCUUAAGGGUAGUCAAAUGUACACUUAUAUAUAUACUUUAUAUAUUUAUAUAUUUUAUAUAUAUAAUAUUGCAAGCUUGAGUUUGCAAUUUCUCAAACACUACAGAAAGCAAAUUUCACACCAUCACCACUGUUCUUAUCUCUACAGUGAUAAGACUUAUUAAUAAGGGAUCUUGCUGCUUUUCUUUUUCUAUACAAAAUUCUCCUUAAAGCCACAGAGCAAUCAAUAGGGCAGCUGUUUGAGAACAGGUCUCAUUUUCACAGUAGGGUUUUAACUGAAUUAGAAACUAUUUGAGGCUAUAAAAAUGUCCUUGAGUUUGGAGCCUGAGCUGAUACAUUUGAUCUAUCAUGGGAAUUGCACUUAGAGAGAAGAGGGAAGACCAUUCAGUCAUUCACCCUCUCUUCGCUCAACAGGAAUCUGAAAGACAUAUGUUUAAGUGGAAUACUUAAAGGUUUGUCUAAAUUCCAAAAUUUAAAAGGCAAUUGUGGGCUAUUUUUAUUUUUAAUAUUUUGAAAUGAAUUUAUUGCCUAGGGCUGGGAGUCAGGACUGAUCCUUCUUUGUUUCUUUCUCUUUGUUCCCAGCUAUGCUUUUGUAACUUGCCAGGUGGACUUGACCAAACCAUGUUACCAUGCUGUGCCUCAGUUUACCCAUUCAUGAAAUGGGUUUAACAAUACUUACCUACCUCACAGGGGUGUUGUGAGGCUCUAUUCAUUUGCUCCUUCAUUCUUUCUUGUAUUCUCUGUAUGUCCAGCACUUUGUAGCCAUGGGAGGAAAGGGACUAUACAAGUGUACAAUGUUAAUGGAAUGAUACGGUACCUGGAAGUCUUGUUUUCUAGUAAGGAAAUGCUGUCUUGCUGUACAUACUUAUAACCUUGUACUUGGAAAUGAGAAAUAGGUUUAUAUUUUCAGAUCUCUCAAAAAUCACAUCAUUUGACCAAAAGAAUAAUUUAAGGCACACAGAACAGUCAUAUUUUUAACUUAUGUUCUCAUCCUGACCAGCUUUGUUCUCAUAAUUUUUAGUUAUGAAUGAUUAAUAAACUUUAGAUUGAUUUUGGCCAAAUAUGCCAACUUUGUACUGUGAGUGACAGGCAAGCUUUUGGGUGUAAGAUGCACUUUUAACACACAUUUGUAUUUCCCUUGGCAUAUCAGAUUGAGCUAAUUGUGAUAUUAUUUCAGUCUAACAGCCACCAGUCUGAAAAUGUAUUUCAAAUGUUGAUUUUGUACUUCUUUCAGUAAUAGGAAGGAAGCCCAUUUUAUGCAUUUUGCUUUUACCAACUGAUUCCCUUUUCUUUUAACCCACUAUUAAAACAUUUCUUAGUGAAUGGUUCUUGUAGGCCAGCUGAACAACAUACAUUACUUGCUUACUAAAGAGUCCCUCCAUUCAUUCUUUUGUCACACCAGUUGCUAUGGAUUAUCAAGUUUUGAAGGCACAGUAUAUCCUAACAGACUGAAACAUGCUUUGAUUUGUGAAGUGAAUGCAAUUCAAGAAAUUGGUGAACUUUAGGGGUUUGGAGUGUGGGGAGACGGGCUAACAGAGGAUUUGGGUUAUAGGCAAGGAACAGAAAUCAUACACGAAAGGUUUUAUCAAGAAGGGGGAACUCUUAGGAGAGUGAGUAGAGAGAUGGAUGGACAUGUAAAAUAACCCUAUUAGAAAUUUUCAUCCAGACAUCCAUUUCCAGUGAUGAAUAGAAAAGACUGAACUCAUAAACCAAAAGGGUGGAUGAAACUGGGUGAUUUUGCCCAAUACCUUGGCCAAGUGAUGUCUGGCAAUACCAUAGAGUAACCACUGCUGGUCAUCCAAGGAAACCUUCAUUGCUGGUGAACCAACACCAUAAGCAUCUAUUAUCUAAGCACUUCAUCGAGAAGUAUACAUGUAGUACAAGCACUCAGUUUUGUUCAUUUAUUAUUGAUUUUUUAAAAAAUACAAGUUUGAUAUGUGAUUUUAAGGAGUAGCCUUCUGGCUCUUAAGCCAGUUGUCAGCAGAGGGCCUCAGGGCCACAAACUUCAAGACAUACCCCUCUUCCUCAUCAUCAUUAUACCCAGAUACAGAUGAAUUCAUAUGAACCGUCUGUGUCCUCAGUCUCUCCCCAAUCACGAUGCCUAUUUGUAGGGUACUUGGCAGGUUAAAUUAAACCAGAAGAGGUGACUUAAUUAAAAAGGGAAUGUCAUUUAGGAUAUAAAGAUCUCAUAAGAAAUGUAAUAUGUAAAUUAUAUCUUGCUUUAUGAUGUAAAAUAUACAUUGUUUGCGCUAGAAUAGAAAUGAUUCCUUUUCAAUAAAAAGAAAGAAGUAUACUACUA